Messenger RNA from Adelges cooleyi (spruce gall adelgid), 2863 nucleotides. Its product is annotated as lutropin-choriogonadotropic hormone receptor-like. The coding region runs from base 103 to 2235 and encodes 710 amino acids. NCBI's taxonomy places the organism in Eukaryota, Metazoa, Arthropoda, Insecta, Hemiptera, Adelgidae. The transcript has 16 exons. The record is from RefSeq and is a predicted model, not a curated record. Gene Ontology annotation, biological process: G protein-coupled receptor signaling pathway. Gene Ontology annotation, cellular component: membrane. Gene Ontology annotation, molecular function: G protein-coupled receptor activity; protein binding; protein-hormone receptor activity.
UUCACCGUCGCUGUACCGCGUCGCUCGUCGUUCGCCGCAGCAUUGGUUUUCCUGUGGGUCUCGCUUCUCAUCGACGGGCUCAAAAAAAACCGGUGGGCCUUUAUGGCGACGACCAUCAAUAUUGUGUUAUGGAGCAUUUGCCUUCUGCUGUCUAUAAAGUGCAAUUACACUAUCUCCACGGUAGAGCACAGCUGUUUUUUCCGAAACAUAACGAACCAAAGGCCAGAAAAAAAGGAAAUGUACUGUUUUGGAGUAGACAAAAUACCGAUAUUCAACGAGCCUGUACACGUGAUAACACUAAGGGAGUGUAACAUUAAAGAGUUAUCUGAAAAUUCGUUUUCCUUGUACAAACACAGUAUUACAGAUAUAGUAUUAAUCAACGUGAAAAAUCUCGCUACACUGAGCUCUUCGACAUUCAAGAACUUAACCAGAUUACAAUCGCUAUUCAUCUCACACGCUAUAUCUUUAAAAGAAAUACCAUCAGAUGUAUUUAGAAGUUUUUCAAAAUCAUUUUCAAGCUUACAUAUAACGAAAUCCAAUCUCAAAAAAAUACCAGAUUUAUCGAACCUGGGGUCUAUAAAAGCAAUGCACACAAUUGAAUUCGAAGGAAAUAAUAUACACAAACUGACAACGAACGGGAUCAAAACCAGAACAGAACAAUUACUAUUAGAGUACAAUGGUAUCGAAGAAAUAGAAAAUUGGGCGUUUAAUGGUUCCGAAAUAGCUAAACUGAGCCUGAAAGGAAACAAGUUGAGAAGUUUAUUUGAUCAUAGUUUCGAUGGAAUUGCAAACUUAUUAUCGCUAGAUUUGUCAGAAACGAGUAUGUCGUUUUUGCCAGCUUCGGGUUUGAUGAGUAUCGAAAAGCUUUGGGUUGAAAAGACAACAUCAUUGACUAAGAUCCCUUCGAUUUAUUCUUUCGGCAAUUUAAAAGAAGCACAUCUAACAUAUUCAUUUCACUGCUGUGCUUUCCAGUUCCCAGAUAAACACGAUCAUACAAAAUACGCUAAUCAUCAAGCAAACAUACAAGCGAUUCAAAACAAAUGCGAAGGCUCGAGGACGGCCGUCGGUGUACUGAUCGAACACCCGACUGUGACGUUGAAAACCGAAAACGCUGCGUCUGAUAACAAUGACAACGAAGAAUUCUUCCACGAGACGGCCCAGUCAACAAACAAUAUGGAAAUCGUGUGUGGCAACAUAACGCCCAUAACUCAAUCGCCCGUAAAGUGUUCGCCUCAACCAGACGCUCUCAAUCCCUGUGAAGACAUAAUGGGAUUUUUUUGGUUGCGGAUGAGUGUUUGGAUUGUCGGCGUUACCGCAUUGUUGGGAAACAUGAUCGUGCUGUUGGUAGUGAUUCGCAAGAGAGCAAACAAAUCGGUACCGAGAUUUUUGAUGAGCAAUCUGGCUUUCGCCGACUUCUGCACUGCCAUUUAUCUGUUAAUACUGGCCUACCAAGACUUUGAAUCCAGCAACAAGUACUUUAACUACGCUUACAACUGGCAAACAGGAGUCGGAUGUAAGAUCGGCGGGUUCCUAACGGUUUUCUCAUCUCAACUGUCCGUGUUCGCUUUGUGCCUGUUGACCAUUGAACGGUGGUUUUCCAUAAGAAGAGCCCUGUAUACAAACAAGUUGACGUUCUCAUCGGCGGCCAAGCUAAUGGCUAUUGGCUGGACUUAUUCGUUGUUUAUGGCCGCCUUGCCUCUGAUGGGCGUAUCGAGUUACUCGACCACCAGUAUUUGUCUGCCGAUAGACGUGAGCCGAGUGAGCAGCGUGUGCUACAUAUUGACACUGGUGUUGUUUGCCGGCGGCGCAUUCGUUUUGAUGGCAUUUUGUUAUGCACAAAUCUACAGUUCACUGAGCUACGAGACCAGACACGCCAAAGGCGAGGCUUGCAUCGCCCGCAAAAUCCUCAUCUUGGUUGGCACAAAUUUCGUUUGCACUGCCCCGGUAAUAUUCUUCGCCGUCACCGCUCUCCUAGGUCUUCCAUUGGUCGACGUCACUCAAUCCAAAAUAUUACUGGUGUUCUUUUACCCAAUCAACUCAUGUGCCAACCCGUUCCUGUACACUAUACUCACGGCCAGUUUUCGUCACGACAUCGUCUCCACAUUUACCAAGUUCGGAUUUUGUGGAAACGGCGAUAAAAAAAAAUACAAAGUCAUCUUCUCAACACAGACCAACAACACAAACCGAGUCACCCCGGUGCACUGCCCCGAGUCAAGUUCUCCCGAGCAAGCUUAAUUCCAAAUAAAAUAAAAAAGUACAUUUUAUUUUAUUAGUUAAGAGAAAGACUGAGAAAAAUGUUUCUACUAGAUAAUAAAAUGUACAACAUUUAUUCUCAACGAUUUUUAGAAUAGUGCCGCUGUAGCAUAAGCGUCAUAGAAAGUAGUUACUUGAUCGUUAUCAUAUUGUAGUCAUACCUUAGUUCUAAACUUCAUAUUUAUGAAACGUCCCGGACAAAGUGAUCUAAGUGCCAAAAAACAAAUGUGCAGGAUAAUAAAAAACUGUUUAGUUGACCUAUGGUUUUUAAUGAUGUUAACCUGCUCGCGUUUGAACCACAAAUUAAAGUCAGAAGAACUCGGAUAAGAGUAUGCUGCAUUAGCGAUAGUUUCUAGAUCACUUGGCUUGAAAAAAUACAAUUUCGCAUUUUUGGCACUUGGAUUACUUUCCCCGAAACUAUUUAACAUAAAUUCUUAACUAUUAGUUGUACAACUACUAUGCGUAUACCAAUAAGAAUGUGCAUUUAUACUUAACAGUUUUUAAUAUUAAGAAAGCGUUUUUACUUUUAUUACUUUUACUCUGUCUUUUUUUAAGAAAAUGUAUCUUCUAUUUAUUUUAAUCUAUUUUAUAACCAUACCUAUUUUUAAGA